AUGGCUAGAGGAAAUGACACAGAACCCACUGAUUUCACACUCCUGGGCUUCCUCCCUGAGUUCAGACACGUCACAGUGCUGGUCACCAUCAUCUUCCUGAUUUUCACAGCCGCCUUCACCAGCAACACUCUCCUGAUCGUCCUCAUCUGGCUGGACUCCCGGCUGCACACCCCCGUGUACUUCCUGCUCAGCCAGCUCUCUUUAAUGGACCUCACUUUGACCUCCAGCAUCAUUCCCAAAAUGCUCACCAACUUCUUCUCUGGAUGGCGGAGAAUCUCCUUCCUGGCUUGUGGGACUCAGAUUUUCUUCUCCCUGACGGUAGCCAUUGCAGAAUGCAUCCUCAUAACGUUCGUGUGCUUCGACCGCUAUGUGCCCAUCUGUAAAGCCCUCCGGUACACGGUCGUAGUCAGCCCCAGGGUUUGUCUGCAGAUGGUUGCCGUGGGCUGGGCUGGAGGGGCGCUCCCGUCCCUGGUCCACACUGCUUUCACCUUACAUUUUCACAUCUGCAGCCCCAGAGAGAUCCCCCACUUCUUCUGUGAAGUCAUGGCAGUCCUUAGGAUAGUCUGUGAGGGCAUCUUGGUCUACGAGAAGGCCGUGGUGGCGACCAGCGUCCUGGUUCUGCUGCUGCCCUUGUCCCUCAUCUUGUCCUCCUACGUUGUCAUCUUCCUGGCUGUGCUCUGAAUGAGCUCCCCAGAAGGCAGGAGCAGGGCUCUGGCCACCUGCUCCUCUCACCUCUGUGUCGUGGGGCUCUAUUUUGGUCCUGGGAUGUUUAUCUACAUGAGACCCAGCUCUGUCAAGACUCCAAAGCUGAACCAGGGUUUGUUUCUGUUCGGAACCCUCCUGACUCCUUCCCUGAACCCACUCGCCUACAGUUUCAGGAACAAAGAAGUUCUCGGUUCACUGAAAAAGUUGGUAGGGCCAUGUCGGGACAGA
Molecule: messenger RNA, 933 nt
Organism: Heterocephalus glaber (naked mole-rat)
Lineage: Eukaryota; Metazoa; Chordata; Mammalia; Rodentia; Bathyergidae
Product: olfactory receptor 2AJ1
Biological process (GO): G protein-coupled receptor signaling pathway
Cellular component (GO): membrane
Molecular function (GO): G protein-coupled receptor activity; olfactory receptor activity
Source: RefSeq, a predicted model, not a curated record